Molecule: messenger RNA, 1452 nt
Organism: Nerophis lumbriciformis (worm pipefish)
Lineage: Eukaryota; Metazoa; Chordata; Actinopteri; Syngnathiformes; Syngnathidae
Product: peptidase M20 domain-containing protein 2-like
Molecular function (GO): dipeptidase activity
Source: RefSeq, a predicted model, not a curated record
CAGACAUUCGUAACAACAUGCAGGUCCAGCAGAUGAAGAAGUGGGUCCAGUCAUGCAUAGACCAUCACAAGGACAAGCUAUCCAGUCUGAAUCGAGACAUUUGGGCUCAUUCCGAAAUCGGCGGUCAAGAAACCUACGCCGUGGAGCGCUUCCUGCGCUUUUUCCGCUCGGACCCGGCUUGGAGCGUACAAAGUCCUUACAUGAUUCCCACGGCCUUCCGGGCCAGCUGGGGUCCGGUGGGAGGCAACGAGGAAGACCCGGUUCUGAAUUUGGCCUUUCUGUGCGAGUACAACGCCCUGCCUGAUAUUGGCCACGCUUGCGGACACAACCUGAUCGCUGAGGUGGGAGCUGCUGCCGCAUGGGGUCUGAAAGCCGCUCUGGAGAGGCAGACAGAACUUCCGCCCCGAGUGAAGGUGACCAUCCUGGGAACUCCAUCAGAGGAGGACCAUGGAGGAAAGAUCCAGCUGCUCGACGCGGGAGCCUUUGCAGACAUCCACCUGGUCUUCAUGGCCCAUCCUGCAGUGGAGGACGUGGCGUUCUCCUCUAGUCUGACAGUCACCCAGAUGCUGGUAAAGUACCGCGGGAAAGCUAGUCACGCGUCCGCCUUUCCAUGGAUGGGCGUGAAUGCCUUGGACGCCGCCGUGCAGGCUUACAGCAACCUCACUAUGCUGAGGCCUCAGCUCAAGCCCGGUAGCACCUUCCAAGGUAUCAUCAAACACGGAGGGGUGAAGGCCAACAUCACCCCUGACUACUCAGAGCUACAAUACUGUCUACUUGCUCCCACGCUUAAGGAGGUUGUUGAGCUGAAGGCCAAAGUGGAGACUUGCCUCCGGGCUGCUGCCAUGGCGACCAGCUGUGAACUGGAGAUAAGUUACCCAGGCUACACCUACUUGAACAUCGUGCCCAACGCCACACUGGCAAAGCUUUAUGAAGAUAACGGAACAGCCUUAGGGAUCCAGUUCACCAAAAUUCCCACCAAAUUCACUGCUUCCACAGACUUUGGCAACGUGUCAUACGUGAUCCCUGGUAUCCAUCCCAUUUUCUCCAUCGCCACAGACGCUUUUAACCACACUGAGGCUUUUGCCGAAGCAGCAGGCUCUGAAGACACCCAGAUGUACACCCUGAGGGUUGCCAAAGCUCUGGCGAUGACAGCUGUGGAUGUUCUCUGCAGCCCACGUUUGCUGAGGCAAGUGAGAGACGACUUUGCUCAGGCAGUCAUCAGUAACAUGAUUAAGUAAUAUUACUUUUGCAUCAAAUGACUUGUAUGCUGUAGUUUGUAGUUGACUAUGCCAGGGGAUUCGUUGACUUGGUUUGCAAAAGAUAAUUUCUCUUAAAUAAUGUAGCUUUGGUCAUUACGGAUGGCAGCCACGUAUCUGUGAGCAGCAGAAUAAUUAAGUGCUCUUCCACUAGAUGGUGGAAGGUUUAUAAUUAGCGUGUGUAUCAAAGUGCUUU